AAUUGAGUGUAGCUGUGUAGGAGCAUAGCACUUCCACUGCCAUGUUUUCGUUGAAAUAAGAAGAAGAGUCGCUGUCAGCAUGGAUCUUUUUGUUUUCAAUAAAGUAAGAUCCAUCCUUCUUCAGGAAACAAAUACAUUCCACUACAGGGAAAAAGUUAGCUGAAUUCUGUUUGUUUGUAGAAUCAUCACAGAUUUUUGGAAGUGACUUCAACAUGCAUGCACAAAGAUUUGGGCCUAUUCUCGUGACUUUCUUGUUGAUACUUGUUUAUGGAAGUGGUUCAUUGUUUGUGACAGGUCUUACCUUCGUCUUUAUCGCAAUCGUUGCCACAUUCAUAUGUUUUGUUUUUAAGAUUCAACUUGAUUUUGAAUUCCUGUUUUCACUGAUCGAAAAAUUCCAAGCGACUUCUAACAGAGGAAUUGGAAAUGAUAAUAUAAAUGGACGCAAGAAGGGUAGCUUAUUCCAGCCUUUGAAAGUUUCAACUGGAUCUUUCAAGGAUUUGCCUAGGCCUAUUGCUAGAAAACUAAAACUUAUUAUCGAUGGAGUAAUGAAUGAAUUUGUAGAAUCCUGGUAUAUUGAGGUUUGUCCAGAAGACAGAGAUUUUGUUGAUGAGACAAGAAGGGCUCUGGAGCAAAUAGCUGUAGAGGGGUACAAGAGGAUUUGCCGUGUAGACACACAUUCGACAGCAGUUAGUUUGAUUAAUCUUCUUACUUCGCAUUUGAAGAUAUUUAAUGAUUGCAGAGAUGUAGUGAAUAGCAAAUACCCUGGAAUAAAUGCAAGUGACUUUGAAAAAUGCGUUACUGAAUUAUAUGAGACACGGAUUACCCAACACGUUUCAUCUAAAAGUCAAGGUGCAAUGAUAGACUUUUUAAAAAGAAUAACAGACAUUUUGCUUUAUGUGCUGCUACCUAAAAACAGCUUCUCAUGUGAAGGGGGUAGAUUCAUGUUAAGAGAAAUCUUGGCAAUACAAGGCCUAAAAAGAUUGGUUGAUUUGCUUUCUGAUCCACAUUUUGUAAAUAAAGCCUUGAUUGAUAUUUUUGAGGAUCCGGUUCCAAUAGAGCAGAUUUUGCAAAAUUGGAAAGAUGAAUUAGAAAAAGACCUUGUUUUAGAAGAUGAACUGGAUGAAAUUGAAGAUUCAGAGAAUAAAGGCGAUAGUGAUGUGUAUGAAAGUGCAACGGAAGGGAGAAAAAUGGAAGCUGUGAAAGAAAAGAGAAGUGCAUCAAAAUGGACAAAACAGUCAUCGUUUUCAUCAAUUGAUCAAACACAAGAGAUUUCAGAUAAUUUUGAGUCAAAAUUUGCUACUCCAAGACAUUCAACAACAGAAUGGUCAUCAGAAGAUGAAUCAUUUGAAGCCUUUGGUCGUGUCUUGAGACAAAAUCAACUUGAAGCAAGAUCAUCAGCACCUGUUUAUGGCUCCAUGAUGGUCAAACUUCAUGAAGAAAGUGACAGGAAGAAAGUGCCAAAUUUAGACUAUCCUAUACAAGGAGCAAAAUAUGGAUCAAUUCCAAAUUAUACCCAAGGUACGAGUGAACAUUUAGUUGAACCAGUUAAAUUCAGAAGCUCUUCUGCACCAAUGGAUUCAAACUCAAAAAAUCAACAAGUUGUUGAUUUAUCAGUUAAUGAACUUGAAAGGUUUAGUAAUAAUGCCAGAGGUUUAAAUGACAGAGAAAUUCUUACCUUUGCAGAGCAUAAUACUAAAAGUAAGGUUGUACAAAUUGGAGAAAAUGGUGAAGAUGAGGCUUGGAGUGAAUGUCCUCCACCAGGAUCUAGUUACUAUCGCAAAGUAAGUUAUAAACAAAUGAACAAAAGCCAAGAUUUGUUUAAAGAACAAGUAAAAGCAAAGCUGCAUGCCAUAGGGAGCAAUGUUUCUCCAUCUUGCUUAACAUCUGGAAGAAGCAGAACAAUCAUGCAAAGACAUAGUAGUUUACCAGAAUUGACUCAUUCUUUUGAAGGAAGUGUUGCCUUUAGCCUUCCUGAAAAUCAUGAUUACUUAGAAAUUAAAGCUUCAAUUGAUAAAGAUAUUGAUAUUGUGAAAGACCAAUUUGAAACAAAUGAAGAUAAUAAGGAAGAAUUUGUAAAGAUUCAUUCUGUUCCUGAGAGGAAUGUAUUUUAUGAGGUUGCUCCAGAUUGCCCUACUUGCAUUGAAAUGACAGCACUUGCUAAUCCAUUAGAAAAUGGUAAAGCGGUGUUAACCAUUGACCCAAAGUCAACACCCGAAAAAGUUGUUGAUCAUGAAUGUGGCUUGUCAUGUGGCCAUUUUUACCAUCCAGAAGUAGAUGAUGAGGAAGUGGUAAACAAUGACAGUGAUGUUGAAUCAUUUGUUUCUUGUGAAAGUGAUAGUCUCACAGAUUUAGAUGAUUCAGUUGCAAGUAUAGCCAGUGAAAGUACACUUUUAGCUUCCAGUGAGAGCAUGGGUAAUGGUAAUGAUGAUGCUGCUUUUCAAAGUUUGAGAAGGCUUAAGUUGAAAAUAGAUACAAAAAGCACAAGUGUUGAGAGCUUUGAUAUUGUCUCUAUGAAGGGAAGUGACUCUGAAUUUUCUUCUGCAAAUGACUUUGAUCAAAGUAGCUCAACACAAUGUCUUGAUGAUAUGAAAUACGACUUAACUGAAGAAUCUGAUACAAAAGAGCAUAGAAAUCGGUUGGAAAAAGCCCCAUCAAUUACAACCUUUGCAAGUGCUUUUGAUUUGAGUUCUGGUGAGCCAACUAACGCACAACACUUCAAGACCCCAUUUAAAAGUGAAUCUGCACCUAAGUUGUCAGCAAAGGAUUUUAAAAGCAGGACUCGGUCACCUCCAAAAAAGUAUAUGACUCUAAAACCAGGAAUGCCAGCUAAAUUUCUAAAGUCUUUGAAAGAAUUGAGACUGAGAAGAAUCAUGGCAAAAGAAGAGAUAAUUGACAGCUCUGAUGAUGAAAGAGGGAAUAGUGUACCUGACCUUACUGAAAAAAAGACUCAUCAUCCCCUUUCUCGUGAUAAAAAGAAAAGAUUGUUUUUGGAAAAGUUUAAGUUCCAGGGAAAGAAGAUUCAAAGUGUUAAUGAUAAUGGUAAUGAAAGUGAAGCCCGCCUAAGAGAAUUUCAAAGCUCGUUUUCAGGUACAACAGACAGUGAUGAGAGUCUUUUGCAGCACGUUAUACAAACACCAAGCAAUGUAUUACCUUAUGAAAAUCUUGUUAAAGAAUGGAACGAGGAAGCUAUGAAAAUUGAAAUCAAUGCAGCAGAUGAAGUUGCAGAUGAAAUCAGUGAAGAUAUUGAUCCUAAUGAUUGUUUUAUGGAUGCUCAUUCAAUAUUCAAUGAAAGGUUUGAUGACUCACUAUCUAUUGUUGCUGAAUCUCUGGAUAGUCAAGAUGGUUCAAAGCUAGGGGAUGAUAUAUCAGUAGUUGCGGAACCUUCAAUAGUAUCAAAAAUCAAGCCUGGAGGGGUGAUAGCAGUUUAUGAAGGAGAAGUGAUUCUUCCCCACCCAAGCAAGAUGUUUGUCUCUGCAUGGAUGUACCCAAUGCAGAUGAUAUCCAUUCCCACCACUGAAGUUGCUUUUGAGAAAGGAUGGGAGCCUGGAGGAAAUAAAUACACACUUUACAGUAUUCAUUAUGAUAUCAGAAUUUGGCCUGAAAUUUAUCAAGUACAGAUGAUAGAAGCAUCCCAGAAAUCAUCAGAAAAUGAAGAUUCCAAAGAUGGUAUCCCCAUUAUCCGGGAAAUAAAGAGGAGAUACCGCGAGUUUAUGUACCUUCACAAUCGAUUAACUCACAGUCACAUGUCGGCCUAUAUGAAAGGGGUGCUCAAGCCUAAUCGACGGUAUGGCAUGCCUUUUGGGAGAAUGGACCCAGAUGUCAUUGCAGGAAGAAGAAAGAUCUUGGAAGCCUAUCUUGUGAGCCUUGUCAGCAGACCUGAAGUGUGCAACAGUCGCGAGUUUAAAGAAUUUCUCGGCGCAGAAGGAUAUGGAGUUGCUUCCUUUCUGAAACAUAAAGAGGUUCAACCGAAGCAGAUGGUGAAUAAAAUGAUGGGUAGCAUGAAAAACCCUUUUCCAGGGUCCAAGGAUGUAGCAGGAUUGGGAGAGAGCUCGCAGUAUUUCAUUCACGGAUAUGAUGUUCCUAGAAUGUUUGGCUAUGCCGAAGCUAGUUCACUAGUUCGUCAUUCGUCUCCAUGGUUCUCAAGUUUUAUUGAUGUUCACUUGCACAGAGACAUGUUACCUGAGGGAGAGACAACUGACCAGAAAAGAAUGAAUGUUAUGGGUACAAUUGAGUUUUUCCAAAGGCCUAAGCUUAUUGGGGCAGAUUUUCAGGAGACAGCAAAUCGAGACUCUUUGGGAAUUUCACUUGAUUUACUCGGCCCCAGAUCACUGGGUGAUGGCUCAGAUUGUCCGGAACCCAGCCGAAACGAAAAUGGACUGUUUGGUGAAAGUCCUGACAGAAGAUUUUCUGUUGGCAUUGCCUCCUUAUUCACAAAUGAGUUGGCUGCAAAGUCGAAAACUGAAACUCUAUCGACACUGGAUGCAAGAAAAGCUGCCGAAGACAUACCAUGGCCUCUUUCUGAUGCAGUGAUGUCGUUCUUGUGUCAAGCAUUGAAGGGACAUGACUGCUGGGUGACGUACGAAAAUGUCCAGCAGGCUCUUCUCUAUAGCCUUGGUAGUUUGUUGGAAUGGCAAAUUUCAAGAGCUAUUGAUGAGGUGGUUAUCGAGGAACGUUGGAUGAAAUAUCUGAAUGAUUUGUAUCACGUGAUUUGGGAAGAUGGGAAACUGAAGGAGCCCCUCCCAGAACCCACGGAAGAGGAAAAGGAAGCUAUUAAAGAAGAAGCGUUGCAGAAAAUGCUGCGUUUUUUACCAGGUAUAGUGUCAAUGAUUAUAGGGGAUAACCAAUACAGCAAAUGGGGUGAAGACCUGCUUCAUGCAUUACAGUACCAGAAGAUAAACAGGCAUCUCCUGUAUGCUGCGAUUGAUUUGGUAAUGGGUGAGUUCAUACCGGAACUUCAAAAUGGGUUUCAAGAUUAUAAAGCUUCGUCCGCUCCAUCAAAGUAAAAGCAACCAAUUUUCGCUAAUGCUGUCUUUACAAAUUUGAAAUCGAGGUCGGUGUCUAGCCUACCAUAAAUACUACAGAAGUGGCAGGUUAGCUUUGAACAAAAUCGAUUGAGGUUCUGAGUAUAGCGUUAAAGUCAAGUUUAGUAUAGUUUUUUGUGCUGAUUUCAAAUUACCUAACUCUACUUCGCAAACACAACUAUCUAGGUGUAGAGAUAACUUUUGAAAAGUGAACGAUCACAAAAAUGGAGAAAGAGUACCUUGAUCUCCCCCAUUUUAUGCAGAGGCUGUAUUGACCACAGUAUCCUCAAUUUUGGCCUUUCAACUGAUAAAUUUAUAUUAUAAUAAUUAAAUGUCAUCAUAAGAAUAGCAUUCAAAAUGCAAAGGGGUGCAGUCAUUAUAAAGGGCCACAUUGAUCAGCACCAUUUCAUCACAUUGGCCCUUUCGAUUGAUAAGUUACAGUUAACCAGAUAUUAUUAUUGUAUAAGGUCUUACAGAUGGCAAUUGAAUUGAGUAGCACUGCACUGUAAGGCUCCAUGAAGAAUAAGAGAGUCUUUGGAAAAAAAGGAGGGUAUUAUUGUUAAUGGGAUUGCACUUUUCUAUGUUGUUCUAAACAGUAAAAGAAACACGUUCAAAAUCCUUCUUUAUUUCAACGCCCCUUUAAUUGUAAAUAUUACGAAUACACAGAAUGCAAAAGUAUUUCUAUAAUUUUGUUGAUAUGUAAGUGUGGAAAUAAUAAUAAUAAGGCUAUAUUAAUAAUCAGUACACACAAUGUUACUGUAACGAUAUGAAUGAUAUUCCUGUUCCCACUCAAUUUUUUAAUCUUAUGGUGACUAAGUCCUAAAUUAGAAAAAAAGAUGUUAAAUUAAUUGCAGCUGAGCGGGAUAAAGUUAGGAUAUUCUGUUAAAGUUUACAUAAUUUUUUGUGUACAUUAUUAAGAAUCAUUUGAAUGUCUUUUUGAUUUUACUGGCGACUGACUGUCCUUAAUCAGUAUACAACCUCUCUAUUUCUUUUCGUACUAUGAAAAUGAUAGUACCCUUCGUUUGUUUCAGGACAAAUGACAUGUUUAAUUUAGUAUCUACUUAUUUUAGAAGGCGUGAAUUCGUGUUGAAGUGUUGAAAUAAUUUAACUAAACAGCUAUUAUUCUGAAAUUGUAAUUUUUGGUGUCAUUGCUAACAUGCGAGAAAUUCAGGUUCAAGUUUUAAUUAUUGAUGUAAAUAGAAAAUUUGUAGAAAAUGCUAACAUUGAAUUGAAGAUCGUUUUGUACACAUUUAAAAUCGUUUAUUGCCGCAAAUGAACUUGGCGUUUCCUUAGAAGUAA
Messenger RNA from Rhopilema esculentum, 6320 nucleotides. RefSeq lists its product as uncharacterized. Gene Ontology annotation, molecular function: phosphatidylinositol binding. Gene Ontology annotation, cellular component: intracellular membrane-bounded organelle. The record is from RefSeq and is a predicted model, not a curated record. Lineage: Eukaryota; Metazoa; Cnidaria; Scyphozoa; Rhizostomeae; Rhizostomatidae.